Messenger RNA from Rotaria sp. Silwood2, 582 nucleotides. The record is from the annotation of a GenBank genome assembly. NCBI's taxonomy places the organism in Eukaryota, Metazoa, Rotifera, Eurotatoria, Philodinida, Philodinidae.
AUGAGUUUUUUAUGGGAUUGGUUUACUAGUAUUUUAUCAACACUUGGUUUACAUAAAAAAAGUGGUAAACUUGUAUUUCUUGGUCUUGAUAAUGCUGGAAAAACAACUCUAUUACAUAUGUUAAAAGAUGAUCGACUUGCUCAACAUGUACCAACUCUACAUCCGACUUCAGAAGAAUUAGUUAUUGGGAACAUGAAAUUUACAACAUUUGAUUUAGGUGGCCAUAUUCAAGCUCGUCGUGUAUGGAAAGAUUAUUUUCCAGCUGUUGAUUCAAUUGUUUUUCUUGUUGAUGCAGCUGAUCGAAAUCGUUUUGCUGAAACAAAAGCCGAACUUGAUGGUUUAUUAACAGAUGAACAAGUUACUAAUGCACCUAUUGUUAUACUUGGAAAUAAAAUUGACUUACCGGGUGCUGCCAGUGAACAAGAACUUCGUUAUAUACUUGGUAUAUCUACAGCAACAACGGGAAAAGGAAUUAUUCCUCGUUCGAGUAUUAAUGGUCGUCCAAUGGAAGUAUUUAUGUGCAGUGUAUUAAGACGAGAAGGUUAUGGAGAAGCAUUUCGAUGGCUUUCACAGUAUUUAUAA